Messenger RNA from Parascedosporium putredinis, 672 nucleotides. NCBI's taxonomy places the organism in Eukaryota, Fungi, Ascomycota, Sordariomycetes, Microascales, Microascaceae. The record is from the annotation of a GenBank genome assembly.
AUGGAUGCUGAUGCUGUGCAACACGAAGACGUGGAAAUUUGGCCACGGCUAAUUGGCUUACUCGAGCCCAACCCCGGCCUCCGUCCGCUCCAGCACAACAAGGUGAUGAUAGAUGGCCGGUCGAUGCGUGACAUGCCCGCCGGCACCAUUCUUGCCGUCAGCGUCGUCCUCGACCAGAAUCCUCUCCGAGGACGCGAUCCGCCACAGACCUCCGGCGGAUCCGCCACCGCCCUCGCGCCCUUGGUCACUCUCCACCGCUCCCUGCGUAAACUUGUCGAAACGGGCCUCUGCAAAGGUCACCGCUACCCACCGCCCGCCCGGCGGAACGAGGUAGGCCAAGUGCACGGCCAACAGGUUGAAUGGAUGAACGACACGCGUAUUACCCCCUCCCUCGAUGACGCGGAAGGCGCCUCGCCGCCGUCUCCCAACUGUCAUGCCAUGGCCCGCCUCCGCCCCCGCCGCCCCAUUCGUGGCAAAGAGCUCCUGCUCGCGCUGCUGGCUGAGCUCGAUGGCCGGCUUGGAAAAGUCGGUGUUGUGCACCUGCCGCGGGGAGGGGACCAGCCUCCGCAGCGCAAACGACACCGUCGAGGUGCCGCACCCGAUGUGGAAGAUCUUGGGCUCCGCGCGAGGCGACGCCUGGAGGGCUGCCGUGACGGCCUUGUCGAGAGCUGA